CCAGUCUCCGCGCCGCGCGCCAGCGAGGACGAGCCUCUGGCCCCGGCGGCCCGCGUCUGCCCCCACCCCCCCGGACGGCGGCGCGCCGGGGGCCCGGGCGGUGGAGGGAGCCUGGACCCCGGGGCGGCCUCGGAGCAGCGAGCGCGCUUCUGAGCAGCUCGUCAGCCCAGGAUGGGGAACCACGCAGGGAAGCGAGAGUUGGGUGCAGAGAAAGGCGGUAAGGACAGUGAAACUAACAGAGGAGAAUCUGAGAAAAAGAGAAAACUUCUCACCCUUUCCCAGGGGACCUCGGAAGACAACGACGUGUUUGGAGAGGCAGAUGUGGGCCCGAACAAUGGGACCCGCUCUCAGGGAACAGCGGUGACAGACUCCAAGCGCACAGUGGACCCAAAGAACGCCUGGCCGGACGCCAACCCAGCUGACCCCGGGGGCCGCCCCCACUUGGUCCGCCUCUUCUCCCGAGAUGCUCCAGGCAGGGAGGACAACACCUUCAAAGACAGGCCCUCGGAGUCAGACGAACUCCAGACCAUCCAAGAAGACAGUGCAGCCCCUGCCGAGGGCCUGGAUGCAAUGGCGUCACAGAAGAGACCCUCCCAGAGGCACGGGUCAAAGUACCUGGCCUCUGCCAGCGCCGUGGAUCAUGCCAGGCAUGGCUUCCUGCCCAGGCACAGAGACACGGGCAUCCUGGACUCCCUCGGGCGCUUCUUUGGUGGCGACAGGGGUUCGCCCAAGCGGGGCUCAGGCAAGGUACCCUGGCUCACGCAGAGCAGGAGCCCUCUGCCCUCUCAUGCCCGUAGCAAGCCCGGGCUGUGCAACAUGUACAAGGAUGGGCACCACGCGGCCAGAACCACCCACUACGGCUCCCUGCCCCAGAAGUCGCACGGCCGGCCCCAAGAGGAGCACCCGGUUGUCCACUUCUUCAAGAACAUCGUGACACCUCGCACACCUCCUCCAUCGCAAGGAAAGGGCCGGGGACUGUCCCUGGGCAGACUUAGCUGGGGGGCCGAGGGGCAGAGGCCGGGAUUCGGCUAUGGAGGCCGGGCUUCCGACUACAAAUCUGCUCACAAGGGGCUCAAGGGGGCCCAUGACGCCCAGGGCACGCUUUCCAAGAUCUUCAAACUGGGAGGAAGAGACGGCCGCUCCGGGUCGCCCAUGGCUAGACGCUGAGGCCCCGCCUCGCCACCGAGCCCCGUCCUGCGCUUCCUAACCCACCGCGCCCGAUCCUAACGCGCUCGCCCCCUUCCCAGUCGCAGCAGCGACCUCGCCUAACGCCCGCGGCGCCGGCACGCGCCCCCUGCAGGCCGCUCCUGGCCCGGCAGCGGCUCGGCGCGGGCGCGGACGGAACCGGCCCCGGACCCCCGCCGCCGGGCCCGCGGGCCGUGCGGGCACCGCCGUGGAGACGCUGCCGCGGGGACGGGAGCGCGGGGGGCUGCGUCCCUCCGGCGGGCCGGCCCUGCCUGCGCGCCCCGGGAGCACGGCCCGGGGACGCGCAGGCCGGGAGGCUCGCACCGAGGCGGCUUCGGUACGUGGCGGCGGCGGGCAGCUGAGACGAGCCCAGGCGGCGGCCCGGCCGGGGCGCCGCACGCAGACGAGAUGGGCGCGGGGCGCGGCGGAGGCCGGGCGGCGGCCUCGAGCGGGACACGGAUCUUGGGGACGUCGGGAGCCCGGGCACCGGCGCGGCCUCGGCGACGGGCUGUGUCCCGCCGGAGCCCGGCCGACGGUGCGGGGAGACGCGUCGUCUCCGAGCGGCACGAGGAGUUUUCUGGUGGCCUCGCAGUGCACACUGGUCUUGUGGACGGCGGACGGUGGCCCGCGGCGCGUCACCACGGCGGUGCCCGUGACCUACUAACCCCCUGCCCGCCCGCUAACCCUGCCCCCACGCCGCCCCCCGGUAACGUGCUGACCCCCGAGCUGCGCAGCGCGCACGGGCCGCGCGAAGAGCCCGGGCUGCCGCCCGUCUCCCAGAGCGAAGAUGCGGAGCAGCCGCGCGACGCCGGAAGGCCGCUAACCCGCUUCUAACCCGACCGAGCGGCGUGCAUUUAACACGGUUAACACACAGCCCAGUCCUGACGGUAAGAGAGAGAAGCAAGGAACACAUGUUUGGAAACAAAACCUCCAGGUCGCCCGGCACGCGCUCCACCACUUGGAGCCGAGCGACCGUCCGUGGCCCCGCGGGAGGGCGCGCACUGUGGCGACGGGCCCCGGGGAGAGCACCGUCCCCGAGUGUCACAAUAAAGCAAACGUUCAACGA
This is a messenger RNA of Manis pentadactyla (Chinese pangolin), 2251 nucleotides long. RefSeq names its product myelin basic protein (gene MBP). Gene Ontology annotation, molecular function: structural constituent of myelin sheath. The coding region runs from base 172 to 1167 and encodes 331 amino acids. Gene Ontology annotation, biological process: myelination. The record is from RefSeq and is a predicted model, not a curated record. Lineage: Eukaryota; Metazoa; Chordata; Mammalia; Pholidota; Manidae. The transcript has 10 exons. Gene Ontology annotation, cellular component: internode region of axon; neuronal cell body; cell periphery.